UUCUUUACUUCACCAUUUCUCUUUACUUAUAGUCAUAUGAAGUCAAGCUCUACUUAAUCUUCGAUCAUCUUCAUCGUCAUCGUCUGUCCGCUUUGAAUCUCUGAUUUCCGAUAUGGACGAAGAAUACGCUGACACGACCUACCAGUCUAUAACUGAGACUGGGCUGGUUCUAGAGCACUUUUCAUCGCUCUCGCUGGACGACGGCGGCGGCGGGAAACUGGAAGAAGGAGAUCGGAAGAAGGUGGACCCGAGGAAAAUCGCGAGAAAGUAUCAGUUGGAUAUUUGUGACAAAGCUGUGAAGGAAAACAUAAUCGUGUAUUUAGAAACUGGCUGUGGAAAGACUCACAUUGCAGUGUUGCUUAUGCAUGAGAUGGGUUCUUUGAUAAGAAAACCUAAAAAGGACAUUUGUGUCUUCCUUGCGCCUACUGUGGCUCUUGUCGAGCAGCAAUCCAAAGUCAUACAAGAAUCUACGGAUUUUAAAGUUGGGUUGCACUGCGGAAAAAACAAGCAUUUUAAAAAGCAUCAAGUUUGGGAGAAAGAGAUGGAAAAGUACGAGGUUCUUGUUAUGACCCCUCAAAUAUUGCUGCAUAACUUAUCCCACCGCUUCAUUAAGAUUGAACUCAUUGCUCUUCUCAUUUUUGACGAAUGUCAUUACGCACAACUUGAGAGUAAUCAUCCCUAUGCAGAAAUCAUGAAAGUAUUCUAUAGAAGUGAUGCUGUAAAGCUGCCUCGUGUUUUUGGCAUGACUGCAUCUCCGAAACUAGGGAAAGGCACUUCCAUCAAUACCCUUGAGACUUUGCUUCACUCUAAGGUGAUCUCAGUCGAUAACAGAGAAGAGCUGAAUGAGUUUGUGGUUACACCUAAACUGAAUAUAUACUAUUAUGAUGGUUCUGCAAACCACUUAUCUUCUCCUUACAUGUUCUACCGCCGAAAACUUGGUGAAAUCAAAUGCGAGUGUGUGUCAAGCUGCUUGAAUGAGAAGGCUGACAAUAUUACUGUGAAGAACACGAAGAAGAUGCUCCUAAGGCUGCAGAACAAUCUUUUAUUUUGUCUAGAAACUCUUGGCGUUCGUGGAGCAUAUCAAGCUUGUAGCAUGCUUAUGGAAGGUGACCACUCAGUGAGAAGUAAAUGGAUAGAGGCAAAAGAAAAUGAUAGCAACUACUCUGUAUGCAACAAGUAUCUUAAUCAGUCUGCAGAUAUGCUUGGGAUGGAUAAUGCGGAAGGUCCAAAUGCAGUUACUUCAUCCAUUGUGGAUGUUUUAGAGGAACCAUUUUUCUCGAGGAAGCUUUUAAGACUUGUGGAAAUUCUUUCUGAGUUUAGGGUGCAACAAAAUAUGAACUGUAUUAUAUUUGUAAAAAGAAUCGUGAUUGCAAAAUCUUUGACAUGCAUCUUAAGGAGCCUUUCAAUUCUAUCAUUUUGGAGGUGUGACUUCCUUAUAGGAGCCCAUUCUGGAAAGGGGAAUAAGUCCCGAAAAAACAUAUACUCCAUUCUUGAAAAGUUCCGUUCAGGCAAGCUAAAUUUAUUAGUUGCAACGAAAGUGGGUGAGGAGGGUCUUGACAUCCAAACAUGCUGCCUUGUUGUGCGGUUUGAUCUUCCAGAAACUGUGUCUAGUUUUAUACAGUCUAGAGGUCGUGCACGAAUGCCACAAUCGGAAUAUGCAUUGCUGGUGGACAGAACUAGUAUGAAUGAGAUGAAUUUAUUAGAGAAUUUCAUGAAAGAAGAAGAUGAAAUGAACAAAGAGAUUGCCCGCAGAACAUCAAGUUCAACUUUUGUUGAUUUUGAUGAAAAAUCAUACACAGUUGCUUCCAGUGGUGCCACUGUGAGCCGUGCAUUAAGCGUCUCAUUACUUUAUCACUACUGCGCUAAGCUUCCUCGAGAUGAAUAUUUCACCCCCAAACCGGAGCUGCUCUACUUCAAUGAAACUAAGAUGAUUGUAUGUACUAUAAUUCUCCCUUCCAAUGCACCAAUUCACAAGAUUAUUGGGUCACCACAAAUUAAUAGAGAAGAAGCUAAGAAAGAUGCCUGCUUGAAAGCAUGUAAAGAAUUGCAUGAAUUAGGAGCUUUGACAGACUACCUCUUACCAGAGCAGGAAGAUGAAAAUGAUGAAUGUUUUGACCUUUGCAAUUCAGAAGACUCCAACGAUCCAAUUUCUCGACGAGAGCUACAUGAGAUGCUUGUUCCUGCUAUAUUGAAGGAACCAUGGGAUUUCUCUGAGAACUCGAUCUCUCUGAAUUCUUAUUAUAUGAAGUUAUCUCCAACUCCACCUGAUAGGGUGUACAGAAACUUUGGUCUCUUCCUGAAAGCUCCCCUCCCAGAAGAGGCUGAGAAAAUGAAGUUAGAUCUCUGUUUGUCUCAUGGCAGAACUGUUACUUCGGAACUUCUCCCUUUCGGACUUACAAAAUUUGACCAGGACGAGAUGUUACAGGCACAAUGGUUCCAGAAAAUACUAUUGAAGGCCAUCCAUGACCGAUCUGAGUUGAUUGCUGAUUUUUUUACCUUGGACAAAGAUGAACUUAGUAAUCCAGAGACGUCAACUUUCUAUCUGCUACUACCAGUAAUUAUAACCGAGUACGAGAACACCAUGACUGUUGACUGGUGUCUUAUGAGACGAUCAUUGUCCUCACCAAUGUUCAGGACACUGGUUGAAUCUAGAAAUAAAGUGAUUUCUUUGAACAACAAUCACCUACAACUUGCCAAUGGUUCCCAUAGUACAGAUGAUGUUGUAAAUAGUUUGAUAUAUGUUCCGUGCAAGAAAGCAUUUUUCUUCAUUGCUGAUGUUGUCACGGACAAGAAUGCUUAUAGCUUGUACAAAGAAACAUCAACUCAUAUCCAACAUUAUAUGAAAAAGUUUAAAAUUGAAUUUUUCUAUCCCGAUCAACCUCUUUUGAAAGCAAAAAGGGUCUUUGCCGUGGACAAUUUACUGCGGAAAGGGGGUUACUCAGUAUCACGCAAAAAAGAAGAACACUUUAUUGAAUUACCUCCUGAGAUUUGUCAAUUGAAGAUCAUUGGUCUCUCUAAAGAUAUUGGAAGCUCCAUGUAUUUGUUACCAUCAAUUAUGCAUCGCCUUGAGAACUUUCUUGUGGCAAUCGAGUUGAAGCAGAGAUUAACUUCUUCAUUCUCUGAGGGUGCUGAGGUCACUGCUGCCCGUGUUCUUGAAGCUCUUACGACUGAGAAAUGUUGUGAGCACUUCUCCCUUGAGAGGCUUGAAGUUCUUGGUGAUGCUUUCCUCAAAUUUGCAGUUGGGAGGUACCUUUUUCUUUGUCAUGAUUCCCUGGACGAAGGAAAGUUAACAAAAAAACGUUCAAACAUUGUCAAAAAUUCAAAUCUACUCAAGCUAGCCACAAUGAAGAAAUUACAGGUCUACAUACGUGACCAGCCAUUUGAGCCCUGCCAAUUUUUCGCCCUAGGCCGUCCUUGCUCAGUUAAAUGUGACAAAGAUAAAGAACAUACAAUACAUUCUCCUAAACCCGGUAUGGAACACGAUGUAAAUGCUGAAAUCAGAUGCAGUAAAGGUCACCAUUGGUUGUAUAAGAAAACAAUUGCCGAUGUUGUUGAGGCACUUAUAGGAGCAUUUAUAGUUGACAGUGGCUUCAAGGCAGCAACUGCAUUUCUUAAAUGGCUUGGCAUUCAACUUGAUUUCGAUCACUCUCAAGUUAGUAAAAUCUGCAGAGCAAGCAAAGUAUUUACUCCCCUUUCUGCUCUAAAAAAUAUUGCAUCUCUAGAGAGUUCCAUUGGUUAUCACUUUCUUUAUCAAGGUCUCCUUGUACAAGCUUUCAUUCAUCCUUCGUAUAACAACCCAUUGGGAGGCUGCUAUCAGAGAUUGGAGUUCCUUGGAGAUGCUGUUUUGGAUUAUUUAAUCACAUCCUAUUUAUAUUCAGUAUAUCCAAAACUGAAGCCUGGUCAAUUGACAGACCUGAGGUCUUCCUACGUAAACAAUGUCACAUUUGCUCGCGUCGCUGUAAAUAAAUCAUUUCAACAAUUUGUUCUCUACGACUGUAUGCAUCUCUCUUCAUCAAUGGACAAAUAUGUCGACUUUAUUAGGACAUCUUCCAUGGAGGAAUUUACAGAAGGUCCAAAUUGCCCAAAGAUUUUAGGAGACAUAGUGGAAUCCUUCAUAGGUGCAAUCCUUCUCGAUACUGGCUUUGACUUGAACCGCGUGUGGGAUAUAGUUAUCUCUUUUAUGGACCCCUUUACAAAGCUGCAAAUUAAUCCUUUGAGAGAACUUGUAGAACUUUGUCAGUUCUAUCACUGGGAUCUGCAAUUACCUGCUGUGGAAAAAGACGGAAGAUUUGUAAUUGAAGGUAAAGUCGAAGGAACUGGUGUUUUGGAAACUGCUUAUUCUAUCAAUCUCAACAAAAAAGCAGGCCAAAGAGCGGUUUCUGAACAGCUAUUUCUCAAACUUAAGGCUAAAGGUUAUAGAUGCAAGUCGAGAUCAUUGGAGGAAAUCUUGAAUUCUGCGAGUAAAAUGGAAGCGAAGUUAAUCGGGUAUGAUGAAGCUGCUAUAGAUGUCACUGAUUCAGGUGCUAUUCCAAUAAAUAACUUGAAAAUAGAGGAAAGUCCUCCCCCUAGUCAUCUUGACAUGAAAGAAACUACCAAGUCAAAAGGUCUAUCGGUUGAUCUAUCAUCAAAGUCAGUUUUGUACAUUAUGUGUGGAGCUAACUGUUGGAAACCCCCUUAUUUUGAAUGCAUUAGUGAGUCGGGAGCAUGCCAUUUGAAAGAAUUUAUUUUCAAGGUGAUUGUUGAUAUUGAAGAAAUGUCACAACUAGUUGUAGCGUUCGGAGAACCUCGAUCGAGAAAGAAAGAUGCAGCAGAGCAUGCGGCCGAAGGGGCGGUUUGGUGCUUGAGAAACUUAGGAUACUAGCACGAGUUUUUAUUUUAUUUUUAAAUAUAGAGAUAAUUCUUACUUAGUUAUAAGAAAGAAAGAUCCCAAAUAUAUAGAUAUGAACAAUUCAUUGUCUCUUAGCUUUUAAUGUUUAUUAAUUUAUCCUUUAACAUGUAUUCUUGAUGUGAUCUCCAUCUUGUAACGCUGCAACCAAUCUAUAAAAAUG
Messenger RNA from Impatiens glandulifera, 5048 nucleotides. RefSeq names its product dicer-like protein 4. The transcript has 25 exons. The record is from RefSeq and is a predicted model, not a curated record. Gene Ontology annotation, cellular component: nucleus; cytoplasm. Gene Ontology annotation, molecular function: protein binding; ATP binding; RNA binding. NCBI's taxonomy places the organism in Eukaryota, Viridiplantae, Streptophyta, Magnoliopsida, Ericales, Balsaminaceae. The coding region runs from base 113 to 4861 and encodes 1582 amino acids. Gene Ontology annotation, biological process: siRNA processing.